CCGUCUGCCCUCCCCGCCCGCCGCGGGUUCCGACGCGCGGGGCGGCAGCGCUGGGUGCGGGGGGGUCGCGGUGAGGCCGUUAAACAGCGUCCCCACGUAACUCCCGUAGCGCGCUGUGGUCGCGCUGUGUUUUGGAGCGCCCUGCCUCGGCCCGCCGGGCUGCGGGGAUCCCCGCGCCGAGCGCUUCCCGCAGGGCCCGGUGCUGCCGGCGCUGCGCCGCGUGCUGAUGCGAUGGGGAGCGUCUGGCAGCUGCGCGCUGCGGUGUGGAUGUGGACGUGGAUGUGGACGUUCGUCACCUCCCAGGAGCCGCUGCUGCGGGAGGGGAGGCGGCCGCUCCCGGCUGUUCUUUGGUCGGUGGAAGCAUCGGGAAAAACAAAACCGAAAGCGCCCUCUGAGGAGUGCGGUUCUCAGAGUGAGCCUGCGGUGCUUCGUGCUGCGAUGUGCUGUCGGAAUGAUGGCCCGGGAGCGGUGCUGGGACGGAGAGCUUCCUGGUGAUGUCACUGAGGAGCGGAACCAAGAGCUGCUGAGGAGGCACUGUGUGCUGUGUGUGCAGCGCUGCCCGUGGAGCUGGGGAAGCCUGCUGGUGUGAUUCAUUCCCUGGGGCUGGUUAGAGAUGACAACCGAAAUGUUAAAAAUACCCAAAUGUUUCUGACCCCUGGGAUCCGUCCCUCUCUUGGCCCGGCUGAUCCAGGAGCUGCUGGGGGCCGUUUCUUUGUCGUCCUCCUGGCAGCCCUGUGUUCUGUCACUGUGGCUGCUCAGGGCUGGAUCCUUCUCCGUGUUCUUCAGCGCUGGAGGAUGUGACAGCCUCUUCUGGGAGGUAUCUCAAAUCAUUUGGAAAAUAUUGUGAAAUGAUCUGGACGGAGUGCUGCUUUCACGGUGCUUCUGCCGCAGAAUUCAGAUGUGUUGAUGCCUCUGCAGGAAAUCGUCAUUAACCUCAAUAAAACAAUGAGUGUGAAAUUUGCCACGCAAAGUAAAUUGUGCAGAAAUCAAAGAGGAGGUUCCAGACCUGGCCUUAAUUCGGGUCAUGAUGAGUCCGACAGAUGUUGCUUGGAGGCUGUCAGGUGUGGAUGAUCAAGAAGGCUCCUUCUGCUGCUGCUUUACAUGAAAUUAGCUGCAUCCCAGUCGGCUGCUCCAGUAAUCAUAAACGUCCUGGGCCGCCUCUGCAGGGAGUGCUGCCAGGCCCUGGGGUUGGUUGGCUGUAGGGCUCUGGUUGUGGGUAUGGGCUGUUCCAGGAUUCCUGCUCUGUUCCUCACUGGGCACUGGAGUUUCCCAGGCUGUGGAUCCAGCCUGUUUUGUGUAAUUGUCAUCUUAGGGUAAUAUGAGGAAUGGCAGAAGCUCCUCAUGUCGAUGUUUAAUCUCCCAUACAUUUGCAGAGCAUUUGAAUACUCUGACUGAGAUAAUUUCUGUACAACAUGAAAAAGGGGUUCAGUGCUUGGAACUGAAGCCUGUUUUGAACUCAGGAUCAUCUUUUUUAAGGUGACUCACGUGAGCGUUGUUGUCUUUCCGUGCAGGUGGGCUGUUUCCUGCAUCCAGGCCUUCAUGGAAGCCAGUGCUCCAGGUGAUCCUGGGCCUUCUGUGGGCUCUCUCAAAUGCUGAGACUCAGCCCUGCCAUCAGCAGUGGUGCUGUUGGUAUGCAGUGGGUUAAUAGUGAGCUCUGCUAGCAAGGUGCAUUACAUAACUGCGUAAUUAACGCCCAGGGCUCAUCUGGCUGUUUACACUGGGUGCUGCAGGGGGCAUUGGCUCCUUCCUGUGCUCCUGUUCUCUGCUGUGGCUGAGUUUGUCCUCAGGUCUUGGGUGUGCUCUGGGCUGUAUGUAGAGGACAGUAUGCAUCUGUCUGUACACCCUGUGGACUAAAUGUCUGUGAUUUUUCUGUUGACUGCUCUCCCAAAAGACUUGGGUCCCAAGGCAGCCCUUCAGUUGGUGAGACUAUCCAAGCACAUGUCUGUGUGUACAGGCUUGAGAUUUCUCUGGUUCUAAAUCAUUCUGCAUGUAAAUGUCUUCGUUCUCACUGCUGCAUUGCAGCUGGGAGCAAACUCACUGCUUGCUCAGUGGGGGGUGCUGAUGUGCAGAGCAAUGUGUGCAUGGAGUGCUGUUCUGCUCUGCUUCCCUUUUGGUCGCUGCUGCCACAGGGUCAGUGUGAGAACAUCUCCUGAGGGUGGUCGUGGUUUGUCUUCUGUGACUCUGUGUUUUGUACCUGCGGAUCUGGUAUUGCACCUGCACUCUUCUUUCGUGUCAGAUUUGGAGUAGGAUAGAUAUGUGUUCCCUUCGCUUGAGCUCCUCAGUCACAAAGUACAGCCCAGCCUGGAAGAAGUGUGUGCUCAUUGCCUGGCUUCAGUUCUGAGCCCUGAAAGGAGGGAAGGCUGCAGUAUGUCCAGUGGGAAACACAGCAGCUAAUUUUAAGCUCUAGACAUCUGCCCAACGUAAGCUGUAUUGAGAUCACCCAACUUAUUUUACCCAAGCAGCUGAGUAACAUCUGACAGCUGAGAAUCUCGUCUGGAAUCCAACAGGGGAACUGUGGGCUGGAGGCACCAUGUGCUAUUAAGGAAAAGUCUCUGCUAGAGUUGCCCAGAGAAGCCAGCUGUGCUCUUUGGGUUUGGGCAUCCCCAAGGAGACGGGGCUGAUGGGUUGGUGAGGCUCUGGACGCCUUGUAGGCAGCUGGCCCAGUUAAACUUCCCAUUUCCCUUAGAUUUUGUGGUUUCAGACUGCCCUGGUGACCACGAGGUACUCAUGUUUUCUGGUUGGGAUUUCAGAGCAUCCCUUAAAUCCCAUGUAUUUUUUUUUUUUUUGUCAGUGUGUUGUAAUGGAGGCAGGAGAUGAAGUAGGAGAGGUGUUCCUGAGCUGAGCAGUCGUAAUGCUGCUACGUGCUGUGUGUCUGAGCUCUGAGAGCACAGCUCUGCAGGCACCUACCUGUGUGCACAGCAUUGGAGCAGGGCUGUGCCAGCACUGCCAGACCUGCGAGCUGCUCCCUGCUCAGGUCCUGAUGGCUUGGGAAGGUGAGCUGUGCUGGAAGGCAGGUCUGUGUGUUCCUUGCUGCAAGCUGCAGCAGGAGGGGAGCCUGCAAUUGGUUCGUGGGGGCUGCCAGUGCUGGGGAGGAGGCAGGAGCUGUUAGCAGCCGUGGGAUUGUGCUAUGGGAUGGGAUGGUUGUGCCUCACAGCUCUGCUGCCUGCAGAGAGAGCAGGGCUGAGCUGUCAGCAGGGCACGGUGAGCAGGGAGCCUUGGGACGGCAGGAGGGUGCUGCUGCUGCAUCAGGAGUGUGAGGCUGCUGCCUGCGUGUGGCGGGUCUUCAGCAGGACAGGGGAAGGAUUAGAGGCUGUGACGAGUGGUACGAAAGGGGAAAGAAGGUGACUAGCUGGUAGGGAGAGUUACAGCAAACAGCCCCUCCUCGUGCGCCUUGGCUGCACGCAAUGAAAGAUGAGCUUCUUCCCGAGAUCCUGGUGUGACUCUUCCCUGUCUUCUGUGUCGGCUGCAGAGGCCCUGAGGAGGCUCUGCCCACUGGGAACAAAGCACUCCAUUCAGCCUGCAUCAUAUUUUUAGCAAAGCAUGAUUCUUCUUCAGCUUCAAAAGUAGCAAGUGGGGAAUGCAGCCUACAUCAGUGCGAGAUGCAGAAUGAUCUCAUUCAGGCUGCAGCAUCUGUUUGGAUUGAAACAAUUACCAGUGAUAUCAGGAGAUCUGCAUUUCUUCUUGUUAUAGCCAGAGACCGUGGUAAACAAGGGCUGUUUGCUCAGUGUGCUUUCUGUGUCAAUGGAGCACAACUGGGGAGAGAUGCUUCUGUUCUGUGUCUGGGACCCGAGGCCACAAGCCUUGCGUUUCCAGCAGCUGGCUUUGCCUUUGUGCUUUGGAGGAGAUCUUGGGUUUCCUUUCGUGAUCUUUUUUCCAUCGUUAGGCUUUAAGCAGUGUAGGCAAUAGAAAUCCAUGUGUGUUUCUCCUUUCUGCCCCAUUAGCUGAGGCACUGUGACCUGCUGGAGUAUGGCUCUGUGUUAUGCUAAAGGCUUACAAGGGAAACAGACCAAGAAAAGAGUAGAGAUGAGUAAUUCCUGUGUUCACACCUUUGCUCUCACAUCUCACAGUUCUGUGCUUUGUGGAGGUUGCUUUGCUAUGCAUCUGCGUUCCUCCUUCCGCUCCCCAGCACUUCCCAGUAGCGUUGGCCAACGGAGCUCCAGCAGCCAGACCUGUUGCUGUGUCUGAGGGCAGUGUGAUGAUGGCAGGUGAUGCUGCUGAGGGACACAGGGUGGCUGUGUGCUGCUGGAGCAGCUCAGGAGAAGCAGAGUCUUUCAAGGAACAAGGGAACGCAUACUACGCCAAGAAGGAUUACAACGAAGCGUACAACUAUUACACAAAAGCCAUAGAUACCUGUCCCAACAAUGCCAGUUAUUAUGGUAACAGAGCUGCCACCCUCAUGAUGCUGGGAAGAUUCCGAGAAGCACUGGGAGAUGCUCAGCAGUCUGUCAGAUUGGAUGACAGCUUCGUAAGGGGCCAUCUACGGGAAGGGAAGUGCCAUCUCUCCCUUGGGAAUGCCAUGGCUGCCAGCCGCUGCUUUCAACGAGUUUUAGAACUGGAUCAUAAGAACACUCAGGCACAGCAAGAGCUAAAGAAUGCCAGUACAGUGCUGGAGUAUGAAAAAAUAGCAGAAGCGGAUUUUGAGAAACGAGAUUUCAGGAAGGUUGUAUUCUGCAUGGAUCGUGCUCUGGAGUUUGCUCCUGCUUGCCACCGAUUCAAAAUCCUCAAGGCUGAAUGUUUAGCACUGCUGGGUCGUUACCCAGAAGCACAGUCUGUAGCAAGUGACAUCUUAAGAAUGGACUCAACAAAUGCAGAUGCUCUGUAUGUCCGUGGUCUAUGCCUUUAUUAUGAAGACUGUAUUGAGAAGGCAGUGCAGUUCUUUGUCCAGGCACUCAGAAUGGCUCCUGACCACGAGAAAGCAUGUUUAGCCUGCCGUAAUGCCAAAGCACUUAAAGCAAAGAAGGAAGAUGGGAAUAAAGCAUUUAAAGAAGGAAACUACAAACUAGCUUAUGAACUGUACACAGAAGCACUAGGAAUAGAUCCUAAUAACAUAAAAACAAAUGCCAAACUCUACUGCAACCGGGGGACAGUUAAUUCAAAGCUUAGGAAACUUGAAGAAGCAAUAGAUGACUGCACAAAUGCAGUAAAACUGGAUGAGACGUAUAUUAAAGCAUACUUGAGGAGAGCACAGUGUUACAUGGACACAGAGCAAUAUGAAGAUGCUGUAAGAGACUAUGAAAAAGUUUAUCAGACAGAAAAAACAAAAGAACACAAACAACUUCUAAAGAAUGCACAGAUGGAACUGAAAAAAAGCAAACGGAAAGACUACUACAAAAUCCUUGGGGUCGACAAAAAUGCCUCUGAAGAUGAGAUCAAGAAGGCCUACAGGAAAAGAGCACUAAUGCAUCAUCCAGACCGACACAGUGGGGCGAGUGCAGAAGUACAGAAGGAAGAGGAGAAGAAGUUUAAGGAGGUUGGUGAAGCCUUUACCAUCUUGUCAGAUCCCAAGAAGAAGGCUCGCUAUGACAGUGGACAGGAUCUAGAAGAAGAUGGGUUGAACAUGGGAGACUUCGAUGCAAAUAAUAUAUUUAAGGCCUUCUUUGGUGGGCCGGGAGGCUUCAGUUUUGAAGCUUCUGGGCCUGGGAAUUUCUUUUUCCAGUUUGGCUAAAACACACACACCUGCUCUGCUGCUUUUAGCCUUGAAUACGGACAUACUUAGACUCCUUCCUCCAUCAUGUCUCAUUGUACUUAGAGCAGUUUCAUUUCUCUCGGUUGGAGACCUCAGUUUGUGUGCGUUUGUGUGUGAAGAGGAAACCAGCUCGGGGAAGGGAAGGCUUGUGGAUUUUGUUUUACUGUUAACUUUAUUAAAAAAGAAAAUAAUAAAGCUUUGAAUCUGUUGGUCCCUCCAUGCUGGCCCAUGCUUUCAGACUGCUCCUCAGCAGAGAGGAUUUCCCGGAGUCCUCCUGGAAUUCUGCCAUGUUCUGUUCUGGCUGCACAGCAUGGCAGCAUCUCUCAGCUUUGCAGGAGCUUCUCCAUUAUCUUAACUCUCUGAAAAUGUUGCCAACAUUCCCUCAGAUCUCACGCGAUUGCAUCUCACCUGCCAGCUGUCUUUGUCUCCUUUCUUUGCCAUGGUUUCCCAGAAUGGUGCACUUGGACUCAAUCAGUAACGCGUGAGCUGAGCAGUUGUGUGUCAGAGAGAAAUGGAUUUAAAAGAGCAGCUGAUGUGGGAGCUCCCUGUGGUGCAGCUAAAGCUGAGGGCUUCAUGUUCUGCUCCUGGAUUUGUCCUCUUGAAGAGAAUGUGGGAUUUGCUCUGGGCUUGAAUUUUUUCACCGUGUGUUUUUUCUUUUUAAUUAAUCCACUUGAACACUUCAUACCUGUGCUGUGAACUUGAUUCUGUUGGGUUUGAAAUCGUCAUGUUAGACUUUGUGUUACUGAUCCGUAGUGUGGAUGAACUCUUCUUAGCCUUGAAGAAAUGCAAAGUAAUAUUCAGGUUAUUACUGAA
Phasianus colchicus (ring-necked pheasant) is the source of this 6499-nucleotide messenger RNA. NCBI's taxonomy places the organism in Eukaryota, Metazoa, Chordata, Aves, Galliformes, Phasianidae. The record is from RefSeq and is a predicted model, not a curated record.